This is a messenger RNA of Solanum tuberosum (potato), 654 nucleotides long. RefSeq lists its product as uncharacterized. Bases 1 to 654 code for a protein of 217 amino acids. The record is from RefSeq and is a predicted model, not a curated record. Lineage: Eukaryota; Viridiplantae; Streptophyta; Magnoliopsida; Solanales; Solanaceae. The transcript has 2 exons.
AUGGGGUUCAUUCAAAGUCACUAUGACUACUCCUUGUUCACUAAGAAUGUUGGUGCAGAACUGGUGAUAGUCCUUGUAUAUGUAGAUGAUCUACUUGUAACUGGGAGUUGUACUACUCUGAUUGACAAGACCAGAAAUGAUCUGAAACUUAAGUUUAAGAUAAAAGACUUGGGUGAGUUGAAGUUUUUCCUUGGCAUUGAGUUUGCCAGGUCUAAGGAGGGGUAUGUAAUGAAUCAACUCAAAUAUGCACUGGAACUCAUUUUUGAAAUGGGAUUAAGUGGUGCAAAGCCAGUAUAUACACCACUAGAUCCUAAUGUAAGAUUAACAUCUAUUGAAUAUGACACACAUACACAAGGUUCAGAGGCUGUUAUUACAGAUAAACCCUUGGAGAACAUUGGAAGGGUAGACAUCUCUUUUGCAGUUCAGGUUCUAAGUCAAUUCAUGCCUGCCCCAAAUGAGUCUCACAUGGAAGCAACACUUAGAGUGGUUAAGUACAUUAAGGCAUCUCCUGGUUUAGGUCUGUUCAUGCCUGCACAAAGUUCAGAAUUGCUUACUACUUAUUGUGACUCUGACUGGGCCACCUGUUUACAAACAAGGAGGCCAGUAACAGGCUAUCUUGUGAAGUUUGGAGAUGCACUCAUUUCCUGGAAAUAA